Messenger RNA from Hydatigera taeniaeformis, 2352 nucleotides. The record is from the annotation of a GenBank genome assembly. NCBI's taxonomy places the organism in Eukaryota, Metazoa, Platyhelminthes, Cestoda, Cyclophyllidea, Taeniidae.
AUGUUCUCAAAACUCCUUGUUCUUUUCCUUUUCCUCCAUUGUACUUUGGAAGAAAAGCGAAAGGUUGAGGAGGUAGGAGGAGACUCCUCUCAAGGAGCGGUGGGCUGCACCAUAUCGCCAGGAAGAAAAAAGCUUAGCAUCCUUCCAGGCAGUGGAUGGGAUAAUCUGGUGAACGAGGAGAGAGGACUCACUACUAAUCGAGAGCUCUACAAGAUGUGUCGUACAUCGGCUGAUGGGAACUAUCUUAUUCCUGACGACAUGAUAAUUGGCGAGUUGAAUGACUCUCUCUUCUCAAUUUCUCGACUUUCCGUAGAGCCCAUUAAGAAUUCUCAGAUUGAACUCUCCUCGAAAGUCUUUACCCACUUCACAAACUACACUACACUUACGGCCUUUUCAAUGAACUCGGCUGCAGACGUCAAACUCCACUUUGUUUCUGUUGGGGGUGACUUCUCCUUUGAAAAGGACGUUAUCAGGAGAGCCGAAAAUCAAAACAACGGUCUGACAGUAAGAUCCCAAUUGCGGCACCGCUGGUACGUUGUACACCAACUUCCCGAUCCACAGCUUCAUCCGCGAUUUCGAAAUCGACUGUUGGAUAUCGCAGCCCAUCUGGCACGCAGUAACAUCACUGAAGGGGGUGACGUCGACGGUGAUGCGGCACGCAUUAGAGGAACCGACCUUCUCUCGCUAGUAGGGAAGGACAGUGUCGGUCUGCUUGCCACACCCUUGGAUCCUCUUACGGUCGAAGAAAACAGACAGGCCAUGGUUCGUGUAAUGGACAGUCUCCGCGCCGCGUACUUAGCCGACCUCAUUGUCAGAGACUUCGGAACCCACACUGUGGUGGCUGUUGAAGCUGGAGCCGUUGUGGCUAAACUUGAUAGCCUUACCAGUUCCAGCAGAAAGAUGAGUAACGAAGAUAGGCUGGAGGUCGAAACCGCUGCCUCGACAUCUUUUGCCAGCCUUUUCGACUUCAGAACAGCAACUAAGUUUGGUGGGAAUCAAAAGAUGAUGGAGAACUAUAAUUCAAAGGUGGCUUCUAGUGUUAUCUUGAGCUAUGGUGGGCCCAGUAUCAAGGUGGGUAACAUGAACCUCACAGAGUGGGAAAGGCAUCUGGAGGAUCAUCUUGUAGCAGUAGACCGUCGUGGACGACCACUUUACGACCUCAUCACGCCUCGCGCAUUGCCUGAGCUUAGUGAAUCGCUCACAUUUCGCCUUGCAGCAGCAGUAAAAGCUGCAGUAAUGCGCUACUACGAGGCGAAUUCCUUGAUUGGUGAGUUAAGGAUCUUAAGUGUACCAAAUAUCAGUAAACGAUGUCUUGAUCCUUCAUCAACUGCCUACGACAGUGACGCCAACGUGGCUGCAGACCACUGCGACGACUUUUCUCACCAGGAUCCUCCUACGGGCAACGAGAGGGGACAAAUGCCUUUCGGAGGAGUUUAUACAACAUGCAAGGGCCCCAAUGACCUCUGCUUACGUUACAGAGCACCCAACUUGGCUACUGGCAACACCUCCUGCCCAAAGGGAUAUAUGUCGAUAAAUCUCCUGCCCUCACAGAUACGCUCCUGCGCAGUUACCUGUCAGGAUCGCGGCGUCUUCCAAGAGCCUCUGUGCCUACACGAGUGUGCUGUCACUAGUGCCUUCUGGUGCGCUCUCGAUCCUUCCACUAAAACCGAUGAGAAGAAUGAACUCGGCUUCCUCUUUGGCGGCUUAUACACUGACACUACGACGAAUCCAAUAACCAAGGCGCAGUCCUGUCCUCCAUACUACGAAGUGCAGUCCGUGGGUCGGCGCAUUCAGGUCUGCGUGUCCACUGACUUUGAAAUGGGACAUCGGUACUCUCUGGCUUUUGGCGGAUUCUACGCCUGUCAGUCGGGGAAUCCGUUGUAUGACGUGCUCUCUCUCAACUCUAGUUUGCUGAAUAGAAUCCAGCAGAUGAGAAGGGAGUUGCAUGCGGGCUUGCAAAUCGGUCAAAAUGAUAGUAGCGGAAAUGCAAGUGUAGAAGACCUCGAUAUCUUAUGGCCCAAACGGUGUCCUAAUGGGUAUACGUCUCACAUGGCUGGAAUAGAAGACACUUGUCUUCCGAACUUUGCGAGCGUUGCAACACCAUUAGAUCUUCGACUGGCUGAUACAUACUCCGGCCGAACCUUUCACAACCAAGGAGGCGAAUGGGUAUCGGAUCCAACUGAGGCUGAGUCAGUUGAUAUGAAUACAACAGCCUUCUUUAUCCUCGCCAUCGUCAUAAUCGUGGUCCUUUUCGUGGUUGUGAUGGGAUUUGUCAUUUACCAUGUUUACAGGCGGGUGACACACUCAAGGCGACGAGGUCCAUUCAAUCCGACCGAAGUGUCUACCGCAUAG